Molecule: messenger RNA, 693 nt
Organism: Nerophis lumbriciformis (worm pipefish)
Lineage: Eukaryota; Metazoa; Chordata; Actinopteri; Syngnathiformes; Syngnathidae
Source: RefSeq, a predicted model, not a curated record
AUGUGUGGCAACAACAUGUCUGUGCCGCUGCUCGCCGAGGCUGUGACGGUGUCCGGGAAUGAAAAGGAAACCGCGGCGGUGAUCUUUCUACAUGGAUUGGGAGACACAGGGCACGGGUGGGCCGACACCUUGACGGGGAUCCAGCUGCCUCACGUCAAAUUCAUCUGCCCCCACGCGCCAAGAAUCCCUGUCACACUCAACAUGAACGUCGUCAUGCCCGCCUGGUUCGACCUCAUGGGCCUCAGCCCCGAAACCCCGGAAGAUGAGGCUGGGAUCAAAACGGCGGCUGACAAAAUCAAGGCCAUUAUUGAACAUGAGGCCAAAAAUGGCAUCCCUCCUAACCGUAUCAUGCUUGGCGGCUUCUCUCAGGGCGGGGCAUUGUCCUUGUACACCGCCUUGACCUGCCAGCACCAGUUGGCCGGCGUGGUAGCCCUCAGCUGCUGGCUGCCGCUUCACAAGAGCUUCCCUUUGGCGUUUAGCGGCAACAAGAACCUGCCCAUCCUGCAGUGCCACGGCGAGAAGGAUGAAAUGAUCCCCGUGCAGUUUGGCGCCAUGACAGCGGAGAAGCUCAAAUACAUUGUCAACCCGCAGAUGAUAACUUUCAAAACCUAUCCAGGGGUGCCUCACUCAUCCUGCACUCAGGAGAUGCUGGCAGUAAAGGAAUUCAUCGAGAAACACUUGCCUCGAAUCUGA